AUGGCGGAUGACAAGAGUGGCAAGCAGGCUACACUGGGGCGGUUUUUUGGCUCUAAUGCGAAUGGGAAUCAAGCCCCAAAGAAACAAACAACACUAGCAUUCGGUGGAAAGAGGCAACAAAAAGAGAGUGAUGCUACGGAAGAUUCCAAAGAGCCUUUAGUUUUGGAGAACAAAGAUGAUGUGGAUGUGAAGCUUGAAGAUGCACCGAAAGCUGCGGCCGAUGCGGCAAAUGAAACCGAUUCCUCUAGAGGCUUGAAACGAGAAAAGGUUGAUGAAGGAGAGGAGAGCGACGAUUCCGACGUCCAGCCUGUCUCAAAACGCCGGCGUAAGGCAACAAAGGAAAGCUCUCCACCACCCAAACAAAGUCCUAAGAAAAGCCCGAAGACUCCAUCACCUACGAAACAUUCCAAGUCACCCAAGCCUACCAAGUCUUCCCCCAAACCAAUACUGAAAAAGUCAUCUGAAGAAGAGGUUGUUGAAGAAAACAGCCAAUCGGACAAAGAUGAGGAGGAAUCAGAAAGCGACGGGGACGCCAAGCCUGAGGUCAAGAAAAAGACAAUGGCGAAAGUGCAGGCAACCCUAAAGUCAAGCGGUACCGAUCCAUACCCAGACUGGAAGGCCGGAGAUCCGGUUCCUUAUGCGGCGCUCUGUACCACUUUUUCCCUAGUCGAGAUGACUACGAAACGGUUGAUCAUUAUGGCCUACUGCUCUCAAUUUCUCCAACAAGUCUUACGCCUCACUCCAGGUGACUUACUCCCAACAGUUCAGUUGAUGAUUAACAAACUGGCUGCGGAUUAUGCUGGAAUCGAACUGGGAAUUGGAGAGUCUUUGAUCAUGAAGGCCAUUGGCGAGUGUACUGGCCGCAGUCUGGCUGUUAUCAAGACCGAUCAGCAUGAGAUUGGUGACCUGGGCCUUGUGGCUGCUAAGAGUCGAUCCAACCAACCUACCAUGUUCAAGCCUAAGGCUCUCACCGUUCGAGGAGUGCAUGAAGGCCUGCUCGGUAUAGCCAAAGUCAGCGGACACGGAUCUCAGGACAAGAAAAUCUCUGGGAUCAAGAAGCUUCUAUCUGCAGCAGAUUCUGCGACUGCAGGUAAAGGCAACAAAGGUGUUGACAUCACCCAGAACAAGGGUGGCCCCAGUGAGGCCAAGUUCAUCGUUCGCUUCCUUGAGGGUAAGCUGCGACUGGGCCUUGCUGAGAGGACAGUGCUAGUGUCCUUGGCUCAGGCAAUUGUGUCUCACGAGGCUGCAGUGGAGGGCAAGAAGGCGACUCCGGAGAAAAUGGCCGAAGGCGAAGCCAUUCUCAAGACUGUGUACAGCGAGCUUCCCUCCUACGAAGUCAUUAUUCCCGCUAUGCUGGAACACGGCCUAUUCCAUCUUCCGAAUGUCUGUAAGCUGCAACCGGGCGUUCCUCUUAAGCCGAUGCUUGCCAAGCCGACCAAAUCAAUCACCGAAGUUUUGGACCGCUUUGAAGGAAAGGAGUUUACAUGCGAGUACAAGUAUGAUGGAGAACGAGCCCAGAUUCAUUUCGUAGCACCGAGUGCCAUUGAGCAGUUUCCUGCCUCUACUGCUACGCUUCAAAGGGACCACAAGGGUCACUCCGCGAUCUUCUCCCGAAACUCUGAGGAUUUGUCAAAGAAAUACCCAGACGUCUUGGGCAAGCUUGACACUUGGGUCAAGGACGAUGUAACCAGCUUCGUUCUGGACUGUGAGACUGUUGCUUGGGACACACUCAACAAGAAGGUUCUGCCUUUUCAGCAACUGAUGACUCGUAAGCGAAAGGACGUCAAGGCAGAGGAUGUAAAGGUCAAGGUCUGCGUUUUUGCCUUUGAUCUUCUAUUUUUCAAUGGAGAGCCUUGUGUGAAGAAGUCUCUUCGAGAGCGCCGAGAGUUAAUGCACCAGUGCUUCCAGCCAGUCGAAGGCGAGUUCCAGUUUGCGCAAUUCGGAGAUACCAAUGUCCUCGAUGAGAUUCAAGAUUUGCUUGAAGAAAGUGUCAAGGCAUCCUGUGAGGGACUGAUGGUCAAGAUGCUGGACACCGAUGAGAGUGGGUACGAGCCUAGUAAGCGUAGUCGGAACUGGCUUAAGGUCAAGAAAGACUACCUGGCCGGUGUGGGGGAUUCACUUGAUCUCGUCGUCCUUGGUGCUUACUAUGGUCGUGGAAAACGGACUUCUGUGUACGGUGCUUUCCUUCUCGCCGCCUACAACCCGAAUAACGACAAGUACGAAACAAUCUGUAACAUCGGCACUGGAUUCUCGGAGGCAGCGUUGGAGGAAUUCCACAAGGAGUUAAAGCCCAUGGUCAUCGAUCGACCAAAGCCCUUCUACGCCCACUCCAGUGUACCCAAGGACCAACCGGAUGUGUGGUUUGAGCCUCGUCUGGUAUGGGAAGUCAAGACUGCCGAUUUAACUCUCAGUCCUCGAUACCAAGCCGCUGCGGAUGAGUUUGAGGGGACGACUGGUGGUGGCAAGGGUGUUUCGUUGCGUUUCCCUCGGUUCAUCAAGUCUCGUGAUGACAAGAAACCUGAGCAAGCAACAACAACUCGUGCCGUGGCUGAGAUGUACCGGAAACAAGAGGCUGUGGCCAAGGAAACCUCGGGCAAACGGGGCGUUGAUGAUGAUUUCGAGUAUUAA
Molecule: messenger RNA, 2628 nt
Organism: Penicillium odoratum
Lineage: Eukaryota; Fungi; Ascomycota; Eurotiomycetes; Eurotiales; Aspergillaceae
Product: DNA ligase (ATP) CDC9
Exons: 4
Coding region: 1-2628 (875 amino acids)
Biological process (GO): lagging strand elongation; DNA biosynthetic process; DNA recombination
Cellular component (GO): mitochondrion; nucleus
Molecular function (GO): DNA ligase (ATP) activity; DNA binding; ATP binding
Source: RefSeq, a predicted model, not a curated record